UUUGGCUCUCGUCUGGGCGCGCGGGGUUGCCCCACCGCGCCCGGCGCUCCCGCGCCCAUGGCGCCCGGGGCGGCGCCGCGGCGGGGCAGGCGCGCGCUGGCGGUGGCAGGCGCGCUGCUCCUCCUGCCGGCGCGGCCGGGGGCCGACGCGCCCGCGGAGCCUACGCUGGCGGGCAUGCUGGAGAAGAUCAGCUCAGGCAAAGCGGACAACAACUUCUUCCACGGCAUGGUCGUCAUGGGCACGCUGAAGGACGAGAAGGAGGCGGCGGCGGGGUGCAUCCUCGACAAGAUAGGCGCGAUCGUCAAGGAGAACGGAGUGAGGGAGUUCGCGAACGAUCUGCAGGUUGAUCUUGCGGCGUGCUGCACAAAGGACACGGAUGACUGCGUGCCGGACGUCACGGAGGCGUAUGGUGUCCUGACCCAGGUCCGGCUCGGGCAGGCGAGCGCGGAGAGCGUCGAGGCGCAGGUGGCCGCCCUUCUCAUCAGGGCUGCUGGUAAGCGGAUCAGCCUCUCCCGAGUCAAGCUGCCUCACGCGAGAUAUCCAAGGUAG
Molecule: messenger RNA, 549 nt
Organism: Prorocentrum cordatum
Lineage: Eukaryota; Dinophyceae; Prorocentrales; Prorocentraceae
Source: the annotation of a GenBank genome assembly